AUGAUGAACAGUACGAGUAGCGGCGGCGGAACGGAUGAUGUCUCCUUGCCGAUGGAGGGCAUGGAAGAAAUGGAGGGCGUGCUGUCGGGCAACAUUGACAUGUCAACCUCAGAGUCACAGGACACGCUGGACGAGCCUGUGUGGGACACGCUGAAGCGAGACUUGGGGCAGAUCAUCAACAAGUUCACGCAUGUGAUUGUGCCGAGGAAGGGAAACCGUGAGCUGCUGCGGAAUUGGGACCUGUGGGGACCAAUGGGCCUCACCAUGACACUUGCUCUGCUACUUCGAGAAACCGCAAAGGAAGACCAACGAACAGAGGUGUUUACAGGCACCUUCUUCAUCAUCUGUGCUGGGUCGGCGAUUGUGACUGUGAACAACCAGCUGUUGGGUGGCACUCUGUCCAUUUUCCAGGGCAUGUGUGUGCUUGGGUAUUGCAUGUUCCCGCUUGUUUGUGCAUGCAUUCUUCUUCGCUUCGUGGGUUAUCUCACCACCCACCUCGCCGUUCGCUUCGUUGUUGCUGGCCUCGGCCUCGCGUGGAGUAUAUACGCGAGUGUUGGCUUCGUUGCUGCCAGCAGUCCCGUUGCUCGCCGCGCCCUUGUUGUGUAUCCAAUCGUGCUCUACUACGUCUUCAUCGCGUGGCUCAUCCUCAACGACGUGGGCGGUGCGCCAUCUGCAUCCCCGCCAUCGCCGACCACCGCAACACCUCAACCACCACCAGCAACCACGACACAAGCGCCCGCGUGA
Molecule: messenger RNA, 744 nt
Organism: Salpingoeca rosetta
Lineage: Eukaryota; Choanoflagellata; Craspedida; Salpingoecidae
Product: Yip1 domain family
Exons: 4
Coding region: 1-744 (247 amino acids)
Biological process (GO): endoplasmic reticulum to Golgi vesicle-mediated transport
Cellular component (GO): membrane; trans-Golgi network
Source: RefSeq, a predicted model, not a curated record